ACUGGAGCCCAGCCAACCCCUGCACGACAGCCGUCUUCCCCCUUGACCCCCAUGUCUGCACACACCAGUGCCUCCUCUGCCUGGAUCCUCCUGAUGGCCUGUACACAGAACUGGGGUGUGGGUGGCGGGUUUUUGAAUGAAAACCAGUACCGCACAUGCUUGAGAGCCGGAGCUGCCCGCCGUCAGGGCAGUGCCAUGCUGACCUACUGACCAUUCCAUUUGUCAAGGCUCCUGAGCAAUUUUAAAUGCUUGUGGGUGAAGGUUUUUGUUUCAGCUGUACACCCUUUAGCAGGGCCAUGUGCCUGUGUGUACUCUGCUGUUGCCGGUGAGUCAAAUUCCAGGGAAUACCGUGAGGGGCCCUCUGGCGUUUUUUCUUGGACACACUUGAUUUUACCCCCAUUAAGCCCUGCUUGCUGGCCUUCGUUUCCUUGAGCUGCGCUGCCCCUCCUGAGGGACAGACACUCAGGCAGUGCUUCCUUCCAGAUGGGCUAUCUGAAGAGGAACGGGGACGGGAGCCUGCUCUACAGCGUGGUCAACACGGCCGAGCCGGAUGCUGAUGAGGAGGAGACCCACCCGGUGGACUUGAGCUCGCUCUCCAGUAAGCUGCUCCCAGGCUUCACCACGCUGGGCUUCAAAGAUGAGAGAAGAAACAAAGUCACCUUUCUCUCUAGUGCCACUACUGCGCUUUCGAUGCAGAAUAAUUCAGUAUUUGGUGACUUGAAGUCGGACGAGAUGGAGCUGCUGUAUUCAGCCUACGGAGAUGAGACAGGCGUGCAGUGUGCGCUGAGCCUGCAGGAGUUUGUGAAGGAUGCUGGGAGCUACAGCAAGAAAGUGGUGGAUGACCUCCUGGACCAGAUCACAGGCGGAGACCACUCCAGGACGCUCUUCCAGCUGAAGCAGAGAAGAAAUGUUCCUAUGAAACCUCCAGAUGAAGCCAAGGUGAGUUUUUGAACAUGGAAGGGCGAGCCUAAUGU
This is a messenger RNA of Piliocolobus tephrosceles (Ugandan red Colobus), 974 nucleotides long. RefSeq names its product bromodomain-containing protein 9. Gene Ontology annotation, cellular component: nucleus. Gene Ontology annotation, biological process: regulation of transcription by RNA polymerase II. Bases 484 to 951 code for a protein of 155 amino acids. The record is from RefSeq and is a predicted model, not a curated record. Lineage: Eukaryota; Metazoa; Chordata; Mammalia; Primates; Cercopithecidae. The transcript is spliced from 5 exons.